GUAAUCUGGACGAGUGCAUUGCCGGGUGGAACCUCAGCUCAGCGGGCAGAACUAAUAGCUCUGACACAAGCCUAAAGUUGGCUGAGGGAAAGAAGCUAAAUGUGUAUACGGACAGUAGAUAUGCCUUUGCCACUGCUCAUAUACACGGGGAAAUUUACAGACGGCGAGGGCUACUAACUUCAGAUGGGAAAGAAAUCAAAAAUAAGACUGAAAUAUUGGCCUUACUUAAAGCUCUAUUUCUGCCUAAAAAGUUAAGUAUCAUGCUUUGCCCUGGCCAUCAAAGAGGAGAUACUCCGGAGGCCAGGGGAAACAGAUUGGCGGAUGAGACAGCCAGAAAAGCAGCCCAGGGGCCUCAACUCUUGGUAAUGACUUUGUUGCCCCAACGGGCUAACCCACAACAUGAUGACUAUGAGGAUAAAUGGGUCUAUGAGGACCAAGAUCUGGAUAUCAUACAGAAGCUAGACGCCUCUUACAACCCAGAGGACCAUACCUGGGAAUAUCAGGGAAAAACCAUAAUGCCCCUUAAAAAUGUUAAAGAAUUAGUAAAAUCAUUACACAAACUGACACAUCUUGGGGCUAAAAAGAUGAAAGAACUCUUAGACCGUGGAGAGGGUACUCUAUAUCUUCCAAAUAGGGAUCGACUCCUCCAGCGGGUUGCAGAAAAUUGUCAGGCAUGUGCCCAGGUAAAUGCUGGUAAAGUUAAACUUGGAACAGGAGUCCGGGUUCGAGGACAUAAACCCGGGACACAUUGGGAAAUAGACUUCACUGAAGUCAAACCUGGUAUGUAUGGAUAUAAAUAUCUUCUAGUCUUUGUUGAUACUUUUUCCGGAUGGGUAGAGGCAUUCCCCACCCGGCAUGAAACUGCCAAAACCGUUGCUAAGAAGCUAUUGGAAGAAAUUUUCCCAAGGUAUGGGGUACCCGGAACAAUUGGGUCGGAUAACGGGCCUGCCUUCGUCUCCCAGGUAAGUCAGGCGGUGGCCAAUUCGCUGGGGAUUAAUUGGAAGUUACAUUGUGCAUAUAGACCCCAAAGCUCAGGGCAAGUAGAAAGAAUGAAUAGAACAAUCAAGGAGACUUUAACUAAAUUAACGUUUGAAACUGGCACUAGAGACUGGGUACAACUCCUACCCUCAGCUUUAUAUCGGGCCAGAAAUACUCCUAGCCCUCAGGGACUAACCCCAUUUGAAAUCCUAUAUGGUGCCCCACCACCUGCUGUUAAUUUCUAUGAAACUGAAAUUUCUGCCUCCCUCACCCCAUCUGUGCAGACUCAUUUACGCGCACUACAAUUGGUCCAGAACGAGGUCUGGAAGCCAUUAGCAGCGGCAUAUAAAGAAGAACUCAAAACCCCUUCGGUGCCACAUCCCUUCAAAAUCGGGGACACCGUCUGGGUACGCAGACAUCAGAGCAAGAACCUCGAACCUCGGUGGAAAGGACCCUACACUGUCCUGCUGACCACCCCCACCGCCAUCAAGGUGGACGGCAUUGCUGCUUGAAUCCACGCUUCCCACGUGAAGACUGCUCAGCCGUUAGAAUCAGCCGACACCCAUCAAGAUUCGGGAUGGAAGUUACAACGUACUCAAAACCCGCUAAAGAUAAGACUUACGCGCUGUUAACUGUCUUUGCUCUUUGUUUUGCUCCCCUUGUCUUAGGUAAUAACCCCCAUGUUCCCAUGAAGUUGAUUUGGCAGGUAUACUCUCAAACGGGGGAAAUAAUUUGGUCAAUUACAGCAACCCAUACCCCUGGCACCUGGUGGCCCACCCUGACCCUUCCUGACUCUUGUAAGCUGAUAGAGCCCUACCAACAAGGCCACCACAAGCUCCAGGAUGGCUGCUCUGCUGGGUGCCAGCUAGCUCAAACUGAUUUUUAUGUCUGCCCCCGGGACGGACGAGACAGAUCCCGAGUAUUCAAAUGUGGGGGCACUGAAGCAUACUACUGCUCCUCCUGGGGCUGCGAAACCACCGGAGAUGCAUACUGGAACCCCACCUCGAGUUGGGACCUGAUACAGGUGUCCAAAAAUUACACCGGGCCCCCUUCCUCCUGCCAAUUGCCCCUUAAGAUACAAUUCACGGACAAAGGCAAGGAGACUAUCGAUCCCUGGCUUACUGGUAGAACAUGGGGACUCAGAUGGUAUAUGACUGGGUACGAUCCAGGUGUAAUUUUCACCAUCAGACUGUCCCAAACCCCAGCUAUAAUUAGCUCGAUAGGACCUAAUUCCGUACUCGGAGACCAAAAGAUCCCCUCACUACCAAGCAGCCGAAGGUUCCCUCCAGUAAGCCACCCAUGCCUCAAACUGUAACUAUGGAUUAUCAAACCUCUAGUUAUUCCCCUGAGCCCAUUCACCCUGGGACUGGAGACCGAUUGUUAAAUUUGAUUCAAGGAGCAUUUUAUGCCCUCAACGCCACCAGCCCAAAUCGCACCCAAGAUUGUUGGCUGUGUCUCACCUCUGGCCCACCUUACUAUGAAGGGAUAGCAAUUAUGUCUGACUGGAACAGUAGCACAAACCCUGACCCUAAGUGUGUUUCCCUACCAAGCUAUAAACUUACCAUCACUGAAGUAACAGGACAAGGGGUCUGUAUGGGGAACGUACCCCUAUCACACCAACAUCUCUGUAAUACUACCCUCCCAGUGACAGGCUCACAAAAUAACUAUUUGUGGGGUCCCCACGGAACUUACUGGGCCUGCAAUACCGGACUGACCCCUUGUAUUUCUACGGCAGUCCUCAAUGCAACCACUGAUUUUUGCGUAUUAAUACAAUUAUGGCCUAAGAUAUCAUAUCUAGGGUCAGACUAUGUCCUAGAACACCUUGAGGGACGGAAGAGGUACCCUAGAGAGCCCAUAAGCAUGACCAUAGCUCUACUACUGGGAAUUGGAGGAAUAGCAGCCGGAAUAGGAACAGGAACUGUUGCGCUAGUGCAAGGUAACCAAUUAUUGCAACUACAGGCAGCAAUGAACGAGGAUUUAACUGCAAUGGCCAAGUCUAUCACAGCCCUAGAAAAAUCUCUCUCCUCCCUCUCGGAAGUAGUGCUGCAGAAUAGGAGAGGAUUAGAUCUGUUGUUCCUCAGAGAAGGUGGUCUUUGUGUAGCCCUUCAAGAACAGUGCUGUUUCUAUGCUGACCAUACUGGAGUAGUCAGAGAAACUAUGGAAAAGGUCACUGAAAGGUUGGCCAAGAGACAAAAAGAAUUUGAGUCUCAACAAGGAUGGUUUGAACACUGGUUUAGUAAAUCCCCAUGGUUAACUACUCUGCUAUCUACCAUAGCAGGACCUUUGGUUAUUUUGCUGUUACUCCUGACAUUUGGACCUUGUAUACUUAAUAGACUAGUGCAGUUCAUGAAAGAAAGACUUUCCAUAAUCCAGACUAUGGUUCUAACUCAACAAUACCAGUUGCUUAAGCAACAAACAGGGUCGCAGACGAGCCUGGUUCAAGACCCCGAACAAGCAGACAGAUGGAUAUAAGAUUCUAUCCAUGUUCAAGAAAAAGGGGGGAAUGAGAGACCCCAGCCCAAUAACUUUAGGCCCAGGUACAAAAUCAUCAGGGCAUGCUACAAACCUGCGCAGGCACCAGAUGUGUUUUUCAGAUAACCAGUUAACAGGCACCAGAUGUGUUUUUCAUAUAACCAGUUAAAUGUAACCGAUUAGAAAAGAACAGGAUGGUUGGGAAAGAACCGGGUAAUUGUGUCCCAGGACACGAUCGGGCAAACCGGAACAGAUAAGCAGGAACAGAACCGGGUAAUUGUGUCCCAGGACACGAUUGGGAAAACCGGAACAGAUAAGCAGGAACAGAAAGAAUGGAAUGUAAAACCGUGGGUUUUCCAGGAACAUACAGUGAAAAACGACCUUGCUCUUUAGGUGACCUAUAUGCUAGGUUCAAAAUGACCAAUAAGAAACCUGUUCCUUGCCGCGCGCACGAAACCUGCUCCUUUACCCCAUAAAAGAUCUGUGCCCCAAAGCCCGGUGUGCCAGUUCACCGAAGCUCCGGCUGAGGUUCUGCUGCGCACCCGCAGGUGCCUGUGUACCAAUAAACUGCCUCUUGCUUUUGCAGCCA
Marmota monax (woodchuck) is the source of this 4039-nucleotide messenger RNA. RefSeq lists its product as uncharacterized. The transcript has a single exon. Gene Ontology annotation, biological process: DNA integration. Gene Ontology annotation, molecular function: nucleic acid binding. The record is from RefSeq and is a predicted model, not a curated record. NCBI's taxonomy places the organism in Eukaryota, Metazoa, Chordata, Mammalia, Rodentia, Sciuridae.